Messenger RNA from Malania oleifera, 1300 nucleotides. RefSeq lists its product as uncharacterized. The record is from RefSeq and is a predicted model, not a curated record. The transcript has a single exon. Lineage: Eukaryota; Viridiplantae; Streptophyta; Magnoliopsida; Santalales; Ximeniaceae. The coding region runs from base 538 to 1026 and encodes 162 amino acids.
CAUAAAUUUAUAUAAAUUUGGAGAAAAUUUAAUAAAGACUAAUCUAAAUUUCCAAAGGCGGAAUAAACAUAUUUCUUGGAACAGCGGGAAGAAACAAACAUAAAGUAGGAAAAAGAGGAAUGUCCAGAAGCAUUCCCCCCUUUUUAUUAAAAAUAAAAGAAAUAAAAAAUAAAAAGAAUCUGGGCUUGGCAAAACCCUAUAGGAAGUCAUGCGAUGCUUUUCCCCGCACCCGCCUUUUUUUACACUCGAGACUUCCCUUUUCUCCGAAUGCUUCUCACCGCCCCGUUCCAAGUGCAACGGUCAUUCUUGGAAGGUCAGCAAAGGCUGUAGGGGAGGGGAGUGCCAUCCACGCGCCAUCAAGAGCGCGUGCGAUUCCACCCACUGUUACACCCAAUCUAAUUUAUGUGCGAAUUCAGGCUCACGCCUCAUCCCUCACCUCGGCAGGGCUCAGGAGCACAAUCACUAACCCUACCCAAAAUAGAGACUGAAAAAGGAAAAGAGGCGAAAGUCCAAAAGUCCAUUCGUCUCUGAGCUCCGAUGCAGUCAUCAAUGGCGGAAGACCCUUCUCCGAGACCCUCGUAUGCGCUGCUGCUGAGGCUGAUGAGCAAAAGGAGGACAUGGGUUUGUCUCUUUGUGGUGGUCUACGGGAUCCUCGUGUCUUCCUCGUGGAACCUGCUCAAGACCAUCCUCUCCUGGUACAAAUCCAGCCUCGACUCGCCUUCUGCUUCCUCCGGCUGGCCUGCCCUGUACGCGUCCGUGCUUCUCGGAGCGGUCUUCGGGCUGCUGGCCAUGGCGGCGGCUCUGGCGGUGGCCGUGCCGGCGAUGGUGGUGACGUGGAUCACUGUGCUGGUGCUGUUGACGUUCUGCGGGAAGCCGAGGAGCGCUCUAGUGAUGGAGGGGAGGGAGAUCACGGCGGAGAUCUCUAGGGUUGUGCUCAAGAUUCUGUUAAAGGAAGGGAAUGUGGUGGCGGCGAUUUGUGCGGUUCUGGGGUACUUUGCGCUUUUCAGGAGGAGCGGAGGAGACUGAGAUUGAAUUUUAAUUGAAUUUGGUCACGGGAUUUGCUGUAUGCUGCGGGGAUGGAUCUUCUCCCCCAUGGAAGAUGCAAGAUGGGUUUUUUUUUUUCCCUAAAUUUUUGGGAAUAGAUAGGAUUUUGGUAAAGUUUUGUCCACUUCUCUCUCUCCCUCGAGGGAAAAAAAAAAAAAAAAAAGCGCGUGUACAGUUUGGAUUUGCAGCUAUGCCAUUGCUAUAACAUAGAAAUGGAAAAUUGGAGAAAGCUUUUUGUUGAGCUGUGUCUCACUAA